UGAAUCGGGCUGUAAAUCUGGCGAAAUGUCACCGGGGGCCGUUUGUCCGUAGAAUGCGCCGGUGGCUGCGGCCGUCCGUCACGAGAUGCUGAAGGAAGUCGGCUGCGGGAGCAGCACACCCCCGCCAGGCAAUGGUGCCGUCAGCGGCCGGCAGAUCGGCACCGGCGAGAACAACUCCGACGGAAGCCUCGGCUGCGGGGGAUGCGGCAGAGAGAUAGCCGAACGGUGGUACCUGAGGGCUGCCGAUCGUGCGUGGCACUGCGGCUGUUUGCGUUGCUGCCAUUGCCGGGUGCCGCUGGCCGCCGAGCUGACAUGCUUCGCCAGGGAUGGCAACAUCUACUGCAAAGAGGAUUAUUAUAGAUUGUUCGCCGUGUCGAGAUGUUCUCGAUGCCGGGCAGGCAUCUCCGCGUCGGAGCUGGUGAUGCGCGCGAGGGACCUGGUGUACCACGUGGCCUGUUUCACUUGCGCGUCCUGCGGCACCCCGCUGAACAAGGGCGAUCAUUUCGGGCAGAGGGACGGCCUGGUCUACUGUAGACCUCACUAUGAGUUGCUCUGCUGCGCGGGGGAUUACGGGAGCGGAGCCGGCAGUAUCGAGGACAUCGGUUCACCGGGGGUGUCGCCGCUUCCGGCUUAUUACAGCGCCGCUGAGCAGAGCCCGAUCACCACUUCCGGCACGGUGCAGAAGGGUCGCCCUAGAAAGAGGAAGCUGUCGGAAGUCACCGGCGCUGAACUACCCGUCACGAUGAGGCUGGCUGCUGGCGCUCUCGAACUACUCCAUCCUACCGAACUGUCUUCGUCCAUGGAAUCCCUGGCAGCGUAUGACGCGUCUGUCGGGUCACCGGGCCCCGUGCACCAGAGCCAGCGAACAAAGCGCAUGAGAACGAGCUUCAAGCAUCACCAGUUGCGAACGAUGAAGAAUUAUUUUGCUAUAAAUCAGAACCCCGAUGCGAAGGACCUCAAGCAACUGGCGCAAAAGACGGGACUCUCGAAGAGGGUGCUUCAGGUCUGGUUCCAAAACGCCCGCGCGAAAUGGCGACGGAACAUGAUGAGGCAGGAGGGCAACACGACGUCGGGCAACGUGGGGUGUCCCGGAACACCGGUGCCCUCGAGCACGGGCGGUUCACCGAACGUGGGACCGUCGGCCAGCAUCCUGGGGGACAGCAACAGCAUGCCAUCGACCUCGAUGGAGGAGCUGCACGCUCUUCAUCACCUACAUUCCGGCGUUUCCUCUCAGGUCUCGUUCUCCGAUCUUUACUGACGACGGCUUGAGAUGGAGGAAGACAGCUAUAGCAGCCUUUCCAGCCAUCUUGGAUGAAGGAUCGCCGCGUCCCUUCUUUAGGAUCGACUCUCGACGCGCUGUCUUUCGGGGGAGGGGAAACACGGUCGUUCCAGGAUCCGCUCGGUUUUCUUUCGCUCCUAUUUUCUAUUUCCGAGGCUCACCGCCGUGGAACAGUUGGACUCCGUUUUGUGUAGGUCCCGGGGACGACGGGAGACUGUGUUUUUAUUCGGGUUUGACAGGACUUCUCUCCUGAACAGCAUGGCGGACGAGAAUUUUGGCGAACGGACUCGCUGAACUGCUGACGACCUUCCUGGUGAGUAAUCGCAGACCUCGCGAUCUCGAUGUUCGAAGUUCGCGAAUAUCACGCGCACGAGAGCCAUUUGUUCGUACAAACUUGUUAAAUAUUCACGGUUAUCGCCGUUCGUUUCGACCGCCAUUGGACAGAUCUUCUCAGUACCAAACGUCAAUCGUGCUUAACAGGAACAAACGACCAUUCAUCGAUCACGAGCAUUAUUUCGAGUAAACAACCGCGAACGAUCGAUCGAUCGGAUAACGCAGCGAGACGGUAGACUAGCGAAUCAAAAUGGAGGUCUUCCACAUCCAAUCGUGUAGUAAAAAGAAAAGAAAAAUCUCACCAGGAAACUGUCAGGGAUCGCGACCUGGU
Molecule: messenger RNA, 1943 nt
Organism: Colletes gigas
Lineage: Eukaryota; Metazoa; Arthropoda; Insecta; Hymenoptera; Colletidae
Product: LIM/homeobox protein Lhx9-like
Exons: 5
Coding region: 86-1258 (390 amino acids)
Biological process (GO): neuron differentiation; regulation of transcription by RNA polymerase II
Cellular component (GO): nucleus
Molecular function (GO): RNA polymerase II transcription regulatory region sequence-specific DNA binding; DNA-binding transcription factor activity, RNA polymerase II-specific
Source: RefSeq, a predicted model, not a curated record